This is a messenger RNA of Petromyzon marinus (sea lamprey), 5078 nucleotides long. The record is from RefSeq and is a predicted model, not a curated record. NCBI's taxonomy places the organism in Eukaryota, Metazoa, Chordata, Hyperoartia, Petromyzontiformes, Petromyzontidae.
CUUUGCAGUCGUGACGUCGACGCGCUCGCGGGGUGACGUCACGACGCAGAGGUCCAUUUGGAAGGGCGGCUUCCCACGCAGCUGGGCCGACGUGGAGCGCAGCCGCCGCCGUUGUCGCGUUGUCGUCUUAAAUUUUGUUUUGUUUUUAAAACAAGAAUUUAGAGAGAGAGAGAAAAAAUAUUUAAACAUUUACACGGCGGGGCUGCAGUUCAGUCUUUGCCGACUGUGUACAAUAAGUAAAUUAGGUUUGAAGGUACCGUAAACAUUGUCUCAAUUUGACAAAUCGCGAAGUGCUUCGGGACCAAGCCACCCGCCCCCUCGUCUUCAUUCAAAGCGAUCGCAUGCAAGCCUCUCCUGCGGUGUUCACGGGCACCGGUCGAUUCAGGCGACACGAGCAGCAGCCGCCGUCAUCCCCCCCUGAUCUGGGGGGCCGGGGAGAGGGGAGAGAUCCUCUCGACGACAACUUACAGCUGGACGAACAGGCGACUGGUGGAAGACCGCUGCCGCGGUGCAACCUGUGCGAGAUGUCGCGACGCAGUUCUCGCCUCGCCACCAAUGGCUACUACCAGGAGGAGCACAGCUACCACGAGGGAGACGGCGGCGGCAGCGGCGGCAGCGUAGGCGGCGGCAGCGGCACCGCGUCGCCCGGGAGCGUCCGAUACCGGGAAAAUGUGGCCAGGUCCCUCGAGGAUGAGAGAGUGUUCCGAGCGCGCAAAAUUUCGCACCGGGGUUCCGGCGCGACCCCGCAUGGUGCCCGGGGUCGGGCCCACGUCGACUCGCCGCUCGUGACCACGGAGAGAGGCAACAGCAGCCGCGUGGAGCGGGGCGACGGCCUGUCGCUCACCUCGACGCUCAUCGAGGAGUCUUGCCUCCCCGAGCGGGAGUGCAGCGGAUACCUAUGGGGGCUUGACAAAGAGGAAGAUCAAUCCACCAUCACAUUAAUGAUGAGCGAGCGGACAACCCACGUCUCCAACGAGAGCCAGAGAAGUUUCCACCACAAUACAAGCACCCCUGCGGCUGCGGCUGCGGCGGCGGCGGCGGCGACAGACGGCCAUGCCACACGGUUGUGGAACAAGCACAGCGGGGACCAGCGCCGCGCGUCGCCCGCCCAGCAUCCGCCGGAACCAGCGCGCUUAUCCAGUUGGUGGCGCGCGAUGGGAUGGGUUGCGCGGCCAGUGAACGUCUGUUGGACGCUGGUGGUGCAGUUCUCGUUCUAUUGCGUGGGGGCGGCGAUCACGCCCGCACCUGGCUUUGGUGCCGUCCACGGAACGGCAGAUUCCAAGACAACCCGAAAAGCCAGCACCUCUGCCAACUUUUUCCGUCGCUUGGUGCUCAAAUGCAUGUGGGUGUUUGGGGUUGGCUGGUACAACCUCAUUGGUCUUCUCUCCCUCUUCAAUGUCUUCCUUCUCACCCGGCGCAUUCCCAGAGCGAUAAAAAUGAUCCUACUUUUGAUGCUGCUUUUGUUGGCCGUUGUAGGGGUUGGUUACGCGUUGGUGGUGUUCGGAUACGUACAUCUGUCGAGAAGUCAUGAACAUGCACAAGCUGUGCCGUCGGAUGUCAAGAUCAGUUCUGGCACACCGACAGUGGUGAACUUGCAAAGCAAGCACCAUCUGCAGCAGCUGGAGCGGCAGGUGUCGUCGCUACGGGCCAUCGUCGAGGAGCAGGAGCGGCAACUGGCGCAUCUGCGGACCGCGGCCGAGCGGCACGAGUGGCAGGGGCACGCGCUGGAGGAGCUGCGCAGCACGUCAGAGCAGCAGCAGCACACAAUCGGUGACCUGAAGAAGCUGGCAGAAGGACACGAGCACAAUCGGUUGGCUUUGUCAGUCGAGGUCCUGGAGGAAAACGUUUCCAAGUUGAAGCACGAAAUCCUGCACGGGCAUCAGCAAAAGGUGGAGGCUGCCGUGGUGGCCACCCUGAGGGCCCUCGCGUCUCGCGGGGACGACGGCUCUGAGCUGGCGUCGUUCACGGCGUGGUUGACGGCGCGCGUGCUCUCGUCGGACCACAUGCGGACGCUGCUGCGGGAGACUGAGCAGACCGUGGUGGCCAACGUGAGCAAGCGGUGGACAUGGCCCCCCGAGGGCGACGGGGCCCUGGAGUCGACGGGCGGUGGCGUCUCCAGACAGGAAGUGUACGCGAUCGUGCAGAGCGCCCUGAGGCUGUACGAGGAGGAUAAAAUCGGGAAGUUUGACUUCGCCUUGGAGUCUGCAGGUGGCACGGUGAUCAGCGUGCGGUGCUCGGAGGCGUACAGCCAGCAAAUCGCUCUCAUCACCCUGUUUGGGGUGCCACUGUGGUACACGUCGCAGUCUCCACGAGUGAUCAUUCAGCCAGAUGUCUACCCUGGAGACUGCUGGGCAUUUAAGGGUUCCCGGGGUUACGUCGCUAUUAAGCUUUCGGACACAAUCUACCCGUCGGACUUUACGUUGGAGCACAUCCCUCGCGCCCUCUCACCCACGGGCGACAUCACCAGCGCGCCCAAGGACUUUGCGGUCUAUGGUCUGGAUGAAGAGAUUCAGCAGGAGGGAUACCUCCUGGGGCAGUACAUGUAUGACAAGCACGGUGACCCCCUGCAGAUGUUCCACAUGAGCAACUCGACGGUGGCACAUCCAUUUGGGAUUGUGGAGCUCCGCAUCCUGAGCAACUGGGGCAAUUCGGAGUACACCUGCAUCUACCGCUUCCGAGUGCAUGGCGAGCUGGCCACCUCCAGAGGAUGACGUGCUGAAGCAGGCCGGGCCACAUGAGCCCGGAGCUGCUCCUGCAGGAGACCGUGAAACACAAGCACCAAUCACCACUGCCCCUGCGACGCCCUCAUGCAGCAUCUGCAGCUUCCACGAGACAGCACCCGCUCACUUGUCACUCGCACACACACCUUGAUGUCUGCACAGACUUACAACUACAUGUACACCUAUGCACCUGCACACAUGGCCUGCUCGCUCAUAUAUAUACACGUGUCUGCACAGCCAUACCCCCCUGCAUGCACACCUGGCCUGCACAUCCAUUAAUCAUUACUCUCUGGAUACAUGAAUACUUAUAGAUUAGGUCAAUUCAUGUCACAAUUGGAAUAGAUUCUUAAAUUGAUUUGCGACUGAAUCGUGACAGUUCAUCAAAUUACAAUUGGGGUGAAUUGUUCCAUGCCCAAAUACCUGCACACACACCUAUAUACCUGCAUUUAGGUUCCACUCAAUAUGCAGCGUAUGUAAAUGUGAAGUUUAAUUUUUUUUAAACCCUAUUUUCACUUCAUGCCUAAACUAUAUACAUUGACUGUAGUGCAUUUUUAAACUCUUGUUGCAUAACCAGUAAAUAUUGAGGGAUUGUCUUGAAGCUCGCAGUGGCUUCUUCAGUUUAACAGGCAAAUUAAUAAAACUCGGAGGCUUGAGUGUGAAAAAAACAAAGCUGUAUGUUGAGUGGCACCAUAACCUACACACAUCUAUACAUCGUCUGCCCAGUCGUACACCUGCAUUCAUGAGCAUGCAUCGCAGUGGAAGGUGGUGCGGGCUGUGUGCUUGUUGUCGCUGUCUAAAAUCAGGACUUUUUUCAGCCGCUUAGACUGGAUAUCUGCAAUGUAAAAUAAAAACAAUUUGCAAUAAAAACGCAUUUUAGUACUCUCUUAGCUUAAACAUGUUUCCUCUAUCACUUGGUCAAAGGAUGUACCAUCACUGAAAGUAAACAAUUGUCACAUUUUUGUUUUCAAAGGUGCAACUUUUGGAAAAGGUAUCUUUAAAAAGAUAUUAGAUUUUUUAUAGAUGUUAUCCUGAAAUGAUGUUAUUUUUGGCAUAAAUUAUAAAGAAACACGUCCUUGCCUUGGAACAUUUUACCAAUUUUUUUUUCAUUGAAGAAAAUACUUUGGCUAGUGUAACAUUGAGCGGUUUUACAAAGAUGUCCACAUCUUAAUUUCAUGAUUAAGCCAAUACAGUAUUAACGAUAAAAAGUACCAUGAAGCCAUUAUAUUGGCUGUAAAACAAUCACACAAGGCAGAUGUAAUUCAGGUAUUUAAUCUGUGCAGGCAACAAGAACACUCAACCUGUACCAGAACUAUUGUGUACCAGCUGCCAAGCAUGGGCUGUUUAAAUAGCAUAUCCUUUUGCAAAUUCUCAAACUGAAUUGUAAGUUUAUACCUGUGUUAAAAUAAUGUUGGCAUGGCAAGACAAGAAAAAGGUAUUCUUUUGACUUGAGACGCUGUGUAUGAGUGGCUAUUGCUCGGCUGACAAUACCCAGUCUUGCAGCGGGAGCAGACCUGUCAGUUGUUGCUUCUUCAGUACUAUUAUGUACUGUGGGAGAUGUGUACUGUAGUAUUAGCCGGUCUAAGAAAUAAUGUAAAAUCUGCAUCAGUGAGGCUGAGCACUUGAAUGUGUGGAAUCUGCAGAUUGCGUGCCUCUUGAGUUGUGUGAAUUACCUGUCCUGUCACUGGAGCACUGUUGAUUAGCACAAUGUAGGAUGUUUGUAUCAGGGUUUAUAUUUUGUAUUGCCUCAGGACUAGAUCUCCCACAUAUAUUUCGUCAUGAGAUAUAUAUUAAGUGGAAGUCUGUAUUGUUGUCGAUGCUCCAUGUCAUUUGUUGUAUUGAAACAAGUUUAAAAACUCUGAAGUAACCUCAUGCUUGCAACCCUCUUGUUUUUAGCCAUAUUUUUGGUCCGUGUGUGAUGCCUAUUUAUCUUGUUUUUACACUUAUCAGAGCUUAUAAAGUUUUUGUUAAAAUAUCCAAAGCACUGCCUAAAACGUGGCUUAAAAAAAUGUUUUUCUUUUGUUUAUACUUCAUGUUUAUAGAACGUGAAGUUUAUACGGCCCAAUGAUUUACACAUCCAUAACCCACUGAGGAAGAGUCUAGGUGACUUCUACAGGUUUUUGCACUUUUAAUUAUUUAUUUCCAAUAAAAUUUGUGAUUAUUUUUUUAAUCAAGGGCUCAAAUCUAUUUCGCAGCUGUUGAACCCUUCCAGUAUUCUUUAGUUGCAGGCACGCCAAGUUAAAGAUUAUCCAGAUAUGCCAUGAAGUCAUUUUAAACAGUAUUGUAAAGAGGUCUUCAUUUCAGAAAGAUUCGUGUAUUUUUACCAUAUUUUGCAUCUUUCAAAUAAACUGCUGAAUUUCA